AUGGCAUCUCUCGACGAAACAUGCGCUUCUUUGCGCGCCCAGAUUACCGCUACAGAAAUACAGCUUGCUGGGUUGAAACGCGACCUUGCGAACGCCGAACAAGCGGCGCGAUCGGAGCCCGCCACGACGGUAGAAAGCCAGCUCGAGGACCAGAGCAGCGAUGGAAGACGAUGGCCAUUGAUUCCAGAGGAGUAUAAGCGAUAUGGGCGACAAAUUAUUGUUUCACAAAUCGGUCUGAAAGGUCAACUAAAACUCCGGUCGUUCAGGGUUCUGCUCGUUGGAGCUGGAGGACUGGGGUGUCCAGCUGCGCAGUAUCUCGCUGGUGCUGGCGUUGGCACUAUUGGGCUCGUCGAUGGGGAUACGGUAGAGGUGUCGAAUCUCCAUCGCCAAGUGCUACACCGAACAAAGAACGUGGGAAAGUACAAGGUGGAUAGUGCAAUUGAGUCUUUGCGAGAACUGAAUCCGCAUCCCACGUACAUUGCCCACCGCACACACCUCACACCCGAGGAUGCGUCCACAGUAUUCCAGAACUAUGAUAUUAUUCUCGAUUGCACCGAUAACCCGGCCACCCGUUAUCUGAUCUCGGACACGGCAGUACUUCUUGGAAAGCCAUUGGUCUCUGCGUCCGCCCUGCGCACUGAGGGCCAACUGAUGGUGUUGAACAACCCACCGCGAGCACCAGGCGACAAGACUGGAGGGCCGUGUUAUCGUUGUGUAUUUCCCAAGCCUCCACCGGCUGAUAGCGUGGUCAGCUGUGCAGACGGGGGAAUUUUGGGCCCGGUUGUCGGGACGAUGGGCGUCCUGCAGGCCCUGGAGGCGAUAAAAGUCAUUACUGCACCCGAGAUUGAUGGAAGCUCAGAUGCGACCACAGCUCGUCCACGGGAUCCCCCGUCUCUUCAUAUCUUCUCUGCCUACUCAUCCCCCCUGGUCCGCACAAUCCGUCUUCGUUCGCGCCGAGCCAAUUGUGCUGUGUGCUCGGCUGAGGCAACUGUCACACUGGAUACAAUCAAAUCAGGGUCAACGGACUACGUGUUCUUUUGUGGAUCCACAAGCCUGCCUUCCCUCCUUGGUCCCGAGGAACGUAUCUCUGCUCGGGAAUACAACCAAAGACACGCCGUCACAUCCGUUUCGUCACAGCCCCACACGAUCAUCGACGUCCGAGACGAAGCUCAGUUUGGAAUAUGCAGUUUGGAUAAUAGCAUCAAUAUUCCUAUCUCAAACAUCCUUUCCGCAGGGUCUUCUGCGGGGUUACAGGGGGACGAUAGUGGACAACAAGCUACACAAGUACCUUCUUGGUUGCCAUCCGAGGUUGCCUCGCCUGACUCUACCAACCCAAUUUACGUCGUCUGCCGCCUAGGAAAUGACUCGCAGAUUGUUGUCAAGAAAAUGAAAGAACUAGGACUAGAUCAACAUGGGAAGAGAUUCAUUGGUGACAUUCGCGGGGGACUCCGAUCAUGGAGAGAACAAGUGGAUCCCUCGUGGCCAGAAUACUGA
Penicillium coprophilum is the source of this 1494-nucleotide messenger RNA. Its product is annotated as HesA/MoeB/ThiF family protein. NCBI's taxonomy places the organism in Eukaryota, Fungi, Ascomycota, Eurotiomycetes, Eurotiales, Aspergillaceae. Gene Ontology annotation, molecular function: adenylyltransferase activity; thiosulfate-cyanide sulfurtransferase activity; URM1 activating enzyme activity. Gene Ontology annotation, biological process: protein urmylation; tRNA wobble position uridine thiolation. The transcript has 3 exons. The record is from RefSeq and is a predicted model, not a curated record. Bases 1 to 1494 code for a protein of 497 amino acids. Gene Ontology annotation, cellular component: cytoplasm; cytosol.